AAGCGUCCAAACCACGUCAUCAAACCGCGUCGGUCAGCGAAACGUGCGGCGCACAUACCGAACAACACAGAGCAGCAGCUCGAAAUACACAACAAUUUAGCGUAGACGACGACGAAAAGCACAACCCCCAGCAAUGGAUGAUGAAGAGGAAACCUACAGGUUAUGGAAGAUUCGAAAAACCAUCAUGCAGCUUUGCCAUGACCGAGGUUAUCUGGUGACCCAGGAUGAGUUGGACCAGACGCUGGAUGAGUUUAAGAGUCAAUUCGGUGACAAACCUAGUGAGGGUCGUCCCAGGCGGACGGACCUGACGGUGCUCGUAGCCCACAACGACGACCCCACGGAUCAGAUGUUUGUUUUCUUCCCCGAGGAGCCCAAAGUCGGAAUCAAGACCAUCAAGAUGUACUGUCAGAGGAUGCAGGAGGAGAACAUCACCCGGGCCAUCAUCGUGGUUCAGAUGGGAAUGACCCCUUCGGCCAAACAGUCUCUAGUUGACAUGGCACCAAAGUAUAUUCUGGAACAGUUUCUACAGCAGGAGCUGCUCAUUAACAUCACAGAGCACGAGCUCGUUCCUGAACAUAUCGUGAUGACGAAGGAGGAAGUGGUUGAACUACUGGCAAGAUACAAACUGAAAGAGAGUCAGCUGCCUAGAAUCCAGGGUGGGGACCCAGUGGCUCGAUACUUUGGUCUGAAGAGAGGACAGGUUGUGAAGAUCAUCAGGUCUAGUGAGACCGCUGGGCGCUACAUCACAUACAGACUGGUCCAGUGAAUGACUGCAAGUGCAGGAUGACCCCAAUGUGCGACAAUUUGAAUCAAGUAUUGUUUGCUGUUCAGUAAAUGUGUGACCGUGAAGUGGAAGUUCCGGACCCAGGUCAAUCGACAAAAGCGUUUUGUUUAAAUUCAGGUCAUACUUCAAUAGGUUGUUUCCAAGCCCUCACAGGGUCAGCACUGGGCCAUAUCCUGACUUAUCCCGCUUUCUCUGCAGACCAGAGAUCCCUUUGUUAUUUCUACUAUGUAUUUUUGUAAAAAAAAAAACUCUGAAUUUAAUAAAAUUAUGCUUCUUUAAA
Gadus morhua (Atlantic cod) is the source of this 1064-nucleotide messenger RNA. It is a transcript of the gene polr2eb, whose product is annotated as RNA polymerase II, I and III subunit E, b. Lineage: Eukaryota; Metazoa; Chordata; Actinopteri; Gadiformes; Gadidae. Gene Ontology annotation, molecular function: DNA binding. The coding region runs from base 134 to 766 and encodes 210 amino acids. The record is from RefSeq and is a predicted model, not a curated record. Gene Ontology annotation, biological process: tRNA transcription by RNA polymerase III; transcription by RNA polymerase II; transcription elongation by RNA polymerase I. The transcript has 7 exons. Gene Ontology annotation, cellular component: RNA polymerase I complex; RNA polymerase III complex; RNA polymerase II, core complex.